AUGAUGCGCUCAUUUUAUCUUCUUCUACUCGGGAUCGUUUACAUCGACUUUUUACUCGUUUCCGCUGCUGACUCUGAAGCUAUUCGAACAGAAAAAGAACUAGUUGACAUUUUCACAAAUCAAGGCGAUGUUUAUACCUUUGAUGAUCUUAAAGAAGAGGUCGGGCCUUUACCGGAUAUUCCUGACUAUCGACACUAUGAUUAUAACGAAAUGACAGCUUAUUUGAAAGAAUUGCAUAAAUUAUACCCGAAUCUGACGCACAUCUACAGCGCUGGUCGGUCUGUGAAUGGACGAGAGUUGUGGGUGUUGUGUAUAUCAAGGUUUCCCGCCAGGCACACCUUUGGCAUUCCAGAAUUCAAAUACAUUGCGAAUAUGCAUGGAAAUGAGGUAUCUGGGAGGAAUUUCGUGUUAUACUUGGCCUGGACGUUGCUUCAUGAGUACACCAAUAACGCUUGGAUAAAAAAUCUCGUUGACACAACAAGAAUACACUUGAUGCCUUCAAUGAACCCGGAUGGUUACGAGGAAUCUGUCGAGGGUGACGAAACGGGUGUCCGUGGACGUAACAACGCGAAUCGUAAAGAUCUCAAUCGCAACUUUCCGACUAGAUUUCCCAACUACUUCCCAUCACAACGGCCGGAACCUGAGACAUUAGCGGUGAUCAAAUGGUCGAGAAACGUCCCAUUUGUUCUAUCCGCCAACCUUCAUGGAGGUAGCACAAUUGUCAACUAUCCAUUCGAUGAUGCGCCGACUCGAGUUCGAGCUCACAAGUACACGCCAUCUCCCGAUAAUGCGCUCUUCGUUCGACUUGCCUACUCGUAUGCUCGAGCACACACCAGAAUGUGGAAACCGGGUCCACGAUGCGUCAACGAUCAACUAAAUAUGGCACUUGACCCGGAGCAUGGCAUUGUGAAUGGCGCCGAGUGGUAUAUCGUUCCUGGCGGAAUGCAGGAUUGGAAUUAUAUCCAUACGAAUUGCUUCGAGGUGACUGUUGAGACGAAUUGUGUGAAAUUUCCUCGAAAAUCCGAGAUGAAAUGGUUGUGGGAUGAGAACAAAUACGCACUGCUCUUUUAUGCCGCACAAGUUCACAAUGCGAUCACUGGCUUUGUCAUUGACAAAGAAACCCGUCAUGGUAUACCAAACGCAACUGUGUCCAUCGACUUCCGCAGCAAGAUUGUUUCUUCAUAUGAUGGCGGAGAAUUUUGGCGUCUUGCAAAUAUUGGUGAAUAUGAGGUGACUUUUGAUCAUCCAAUGUACGUGCCGGUCACGAAGAAAGUCACCCUCACAAAGGAGAAGCGUUCAGCUCGGGUUCAGGUUGAAUUGACACGGUUGGAAGAGGAACUCCUGAACGAUGUGAACUCGCGACUCGCCGGCUACGAUGAAGAACACUCUCGUUACAGCCGAUCCACAUUCAAUUCUCAACCUUCUCUCAUCUUAGUAUUCACUUCCCUUCUAUUCAUCUCUUAUCAUAUGGGUGCUCAUCAAUUAUUU
Mesorhabditis belari is the source of this 1488-nucleotide messenger RNA. The record is from the annotation of a GenBank genome assembly. NCBI's taxonomy places the organism in Eukaryota, Metazoa, Nematoda, Chromadorea, Rhabditida, Rhabditidae.